AUGUCGGCGUGCACGGCUGACGUGGCGCCAGGUCCCGGAUUGCUGCAGCCGCUUGUCAGUGUGACGAAGAUUGGCACCCAGGCAGAUGUGUGGCUGGUAGUAACAAUGACGGGGGAAGUGGAUGCCCGUGUGGCACGACCCCACCAGUGCAGCCCGCGUGUGCUGCUGUCGCGUCUGGAGCCGGCUCCGCGGCUGGGGGCGAGGGGGGGAAACCUGUGCACCAGCACACCCGCGAGCUGCUCUCGUUCCGGCGGCCACGGAAGUAACGGUGACAGGAGAAAGGGCUCAAAAGCGCAGCGAGGACACGUGGGUGUCGGGGCCCGCGGAGCUGGGGUGACUCGCGUGUCCAACGCGCGCCCCGUCAACGGUGAGCGCUUCGGGGCGGGGCCAGACGCCGUGCCGGUCGUGGGGGACGCGGCAGGACGGGGCCCUCGCCGGCCCUUACCGUGUGGUGGGAGCAACCACGAGGCGCCGCGGGGCCGAGCCCGGGGUGGACGGCGGGCCCCCGGAGAGCUGCGCACGGCAGGCGAGGGCGAGGGCGAGGCACUGGCAGGGCCGCCUGGGGACGGUGACGUGGUGACGGGGCGCGUGCGGGCACCGGCCAGGCCCCCAGGAGGCCGGAGCGCGGGGCAGAAGUGCGCGGGGGGAGCACCGUGCGGCCUGAGGACGAGGCAGAUGCAAGUAGUAACAGAGUUAAAAACGGAGCAAGAUCCCAACUGCUCUGAACCGGAUGUGGAAGGAGUGAGCCCUCCCCCGGCGGGCUCCCAGACGCCAAUGGACGCAGACAAGCAGGCCAUUUAUAGGCAUCCACUGUUUCCACUACUAGCUUUGUUGUUCGAAAAAUGCGAACAGUCUACCCAGGGCUCAGAAGGCACGACCUCUGCCAGUUUUGAUGUAGAUAUUGAAAAUUUUGUAAGAAAGCAAGAGAAAGAAGGAAAACCCUUCUUUUGCGAAGACCCGGAAACCGACAAUUUAAUGGUGAAAGCAAUCCAGGUUUUGCGCAUUCAUCUUCUUGAGCUGGAAAAGGUUAACGAGCUCUGCAAAGACUUCUGCAGCCGCUAUAUUGCUUGUCUAAAGACGAAAAUGAACAGUGAGACCCUCCUGAGCGGGGAGCCUGGAAGCCCGUACUCCCCCGUCCAGUCCCAGCAGAUUCAGAGUGCCAUCUCAGGCACCCUCAGCCCCCAAGGAAUCGUGGUGCCCGCAUCCGCGCUGCAGCAGGGGAACGUCACCAUGGCAACAGUGGCAGGUGGCACGGUGUAUCAGCCUGUCACGGUUGUCACUCCUCAAGGCCAGGUGGUGACACAAGCCCUGUCGCCCGGCACCAUCAGGAUCCAGAACUCCCAGCUCCAGUUACAGUUAAACCAAGAUCUCAGCAUCUUGCAUCAAGAUGACGGCUCAGCUAAGAACAAAAGGGGCGUUUUGCCGAAGCAUGCCACCAACGUGAUGAGAUCUUGGCUCUUUCAGCACAUAGGGCAUCCCUACCCAACAGAAGAUGAGAAAAAACAGAUCGCUGCUCAGACAAAUUUGACACUACUCCAAGUUAACAACUGGUUCAUCAACGCCAGAAGACGGAUUCUUCAGCCCAUGUUGGAUUCUAGUUGCUCAGAAACUCCAAAAACCAAGAAGAAGACAGCUCAGAACAGACCGGUCCAGAGGUUUUGGCCCGACUCCAUCGCCUCGGGAGCUGCACAGCCGCCGCCCAGCGAGCUGGCCAUGUCAGAAGGAGCCGUCGUGACGAUCACCACGCCCGUGAGCAUGAACGUGGACAGCCUGCAGUCUCUGUCCUCGGACGGCGCCACCCUGGCGGUACAGCAGGUCAUGAUGGCGGAGCAGAGCGAGGACGAGUCUGUGGACAGCACGGGGGACAGCGGGGCCGCGCUCGCCCCCACCCACAUCAGCGGGCUGGUCCUGGAGAACAGUGACUCCCUGCAGUAG
Molecule: messenger RNA, 1935 nt
Organism: Puma concolor (puma)
Lineage: Eukaryota; Metazoa; Chordata; Mammalia; Carnivora; Felidae
Source: RefSeq, a predicted model, not a curated record